GCUCCACCAGAGAAGGAAGCGGAGUUUCCGGCUGUUUGCAGCGGAGGGAGAGGAUUGCUGACGCCGCGAAACCCCGAGAAAAACGCCGCCGGCUCGGGGGGGCUAACCGUUUCUAGUACCGGUAGUGGUCGUUUUUCUUUCAUAUUGGGGGACCUGGGGGCUGGUGUUUUUUUUACGAGCCGAGGGGGUCGGACAGCAAACCGAGCAAAGAAGCGGCACAAGGCGGGGGUGAGCCACCAGCUACCGGCAUGGCCAGGGACUACGAUUACCUCUUCAAGCUGCUCAUCAUCGGUGACAGCGGAGUGGGGAAGAGCAGUCUCCUCCUGCGAUUUGCAGACAACACAUUUUCAGGUAGCUAUAUCACCACGAUCGGCGUGGACUUUAAGAUCCGGACAGUGGAGAUAAACGGGGAGAAGGUGAAGCUACAGAUCUGGGAUACAGCAGGGCAGGAGCGCUUCCGUACCAUCACCUCCACAUAUUACAGGGGAACGCAUGGGGUCAUAGUGGUAUAUGACGUCACGAGUGCCGAGUCCUUCGUCAACGUCAAACGAUGGCUACAUGAAAUCAACCAGAACUGUGAUGACGUGUGCCGAAUAUUAGUGGGAAACAAAAACGACGACCCCAACUCCAAGGUGGUCGAGACGACUGACGCGCAGAAGUUUGCAGAGCAGAUGGGCAUAAACCUGUUUGAGACGAGUGCAAAAGAGAACAUCAAUGUUGAAGAGAUGUUCAACUGCAUCACAGAGCUAGUUCUAAGAGCCAAGAAGGAGGUGCUCGCCAAGCAGCAGCAGCAGCAACAGAACGACGUGGUCAAACUUACCCGGAACAGUAAAAAAAAGAAAAAGUGCUGCUAGCAAACUCGAAGCCAUCCACAAAAGGCCGGCGGCGUCUUUUCUUUACACAUGCAUAUACACAAGACGGGACUCAGAGCAUCUAAAUUAAAGAGCAGAUAAAGAUUUAAUAAAUAUAUGGUGAAAGAUAAAAAAAAUAAAUGGAAAAAAUGUCCCCUUUGGACAAACUAAUCAUGAAGACUUCAAAAAAAAGUGUACAGAUUUUAUUAGACGUCAGAUCAAGUUUUAUUUGGAAUUCAGCAGACGGGCACUAUUGACCUGAGGUCCUCCUUUCUUAAAGGAUCUGCGAGCCGACAACUGACCGCCAUAACGCUCCGAUUUAUAUCCACAUAGCCCCCAAGUUCAGUAUCUCAUCUCUCCUUCUCAUUCCACUGCACACGGGACAUUCAGAGUCGAGAAGGACUCUGCGCCUGAGGAGGAGGCUUCACCUGUUUUUUUUUCUGGAUUUCUUUGUUUCUCUAGUUUAAUUUUAUGGGGGGAUGGGAGGGGGGGUGUUUGCUUGGUUGGGAGGUGUAUUUUUUUGGAACGGGCGUAAGAGUGGUCUCACCACCUCUGUGCAGUUUCAACAUUUCAGACACGGUGGCUCACGCCAACACAUCAUGAACUGCUAGGUUUUGUUUUAUUUGACUUGUUGGGGGAGAAAAAAAUCACACAGAUGAUGAUGAUGAUGAUGGUGAUGAUGAUGAUGAUGAUUGGUAGACAACCUUUAGCAACUAAUCCGAUGGACAGAACUGGUGACUUUUCAUGUUUUUCUUUGUCUUUUUAUUUUGCCAAGCUUCCCACCUUCUCCCCUCUAACCUCCAAUAGUGCUGAGCCAACGAUGAUUGAUUUUAUUUUUUUGUCUCUUUUUUUUUUUUUUUUUUUUUUAAGUGCGGCAGAGCAGUGGGAGCGGGCUCUGAAAGCACCGUUCACUGCAGUCUUACUACGCUUUCUGGCUUUUAAACCUUUUUUUUUUUCCAUCUCAAUUUUUUUUUAAACAAUGAUACUGCCAAUAUUAUAGAAAAAAAAAUAUUAGGAGCUCCAGUGGCACCUCUCAUUUGGACUGUUGCCAUAGUGGCCCCUGGUCGGCCAUGAGGCAGAAUCAGGGACCCUGUUGAGUCCUCAGGAAGCGCUCAGGGCUGCCCUCCCUCCCUCUCCUUAUUUCACCUGUGUAUUUCUGCAGCCACUGGCCUUCUCUCCACCCCGACGCCCACAUAUCGGCACCUCUCACGAGCGACGGACUCCUGCAUCCGGUCCGCCUAAGCGGCACGAGGGGGCUCUGGAAACUGGCUCCUCGUAGUCGCCGUGCUUCAUAGCAGACUGUGGUUUUUGCCCUUGUGUUCGAGCAUGUAACACUUUGUUUGCAGGGGUAUGUAAAAACGCCUGACAUGCAUUUAGACUGUCAAGGAUUUACUGUAUUUUCUCAGCUCGCAGAAUAUUCUUAACAGUUGACUAAAAGUCCGAUGUCGUGUUUUUCUUUGCUUUUUCUCUGUCACAACGUCCCCUCGCUCAAUUUGAAGUGCAACCAGACAGUGUUUUUGGCAUCCACGAUGAGAGUGUGGCAGACAGUGGGACUGUUAACAAACGGGGGCGAACUGCAGCACUGGAUCUCAGUGUGUUUCGGGCCUGAGCUCCCUCUCCACGUGCACCGCCAGGGUUUGUCAGAGGCCGAAGCGUCGCACAGUGUCUACCGCUGACAUCUUUGUUUCUUUAUUUUUGAAUUGGGAGAGUAAAACACAGAGAGAGCCGUAGGCAUUGGCUGAGCUUCAGUGGGAAACAUUUCCUCCUCUGGGCAGACUCUGGCAGCCGGUUUGGGAUCCUGAUACGCGUCGAGAGGUCACUGUGACCUCCAGGGCCUAGGAGUGGUAUCAAAUCUCACACCUUAUGAUUUAUAUUCAUUACGUGUCUGUAUAUAUAAAUAUAUUUGUGUGUUUAUAUUCAGUAAAGAACAUACACACAUAAUUAGCACACCCAAAACGGUGCCAUGUGUCAAACGGGCCCCGUGUGCUAUGGUUGAAACACACUCGUCAGCUGUGGUUUGCUGUACACUGGAGAAAAAAAAGAGAUGUACUAUUCAUUUUUUUUUCCCUACAUGAAUUUAAUCAGUAAUAAACGUUUUAAAGGAAUAAAUAUUUGACACAUAAUGGCUGAUCUCAUGUGUCAAUGAUUGGUCUUAACUUCAUUUUAAACCUGUGUCUUUUUAUUUUAUUUUUUGCUUUCUGUGAAUAAAAUUGUAUGGGAGGAAGUGUG
Plectropomus leopardus (leopard coralgrouper) is the source of this 3080-nucleotide messenger RNA. It is a transcript of the gene rab35b, whose product is annotated as RAB35, member RAS oncogene family b. The record is from RefSeq and is a predicted model, not a curated record. NCBI's taxonomy places the organism in Eukaryota, Metazoa, Chordata, Actinopteri, Perciformes, Serranidae. Gene Ontology annotation, molecular function: GTP binding; GTPase activity.